UGCUGUGAGCCUCUACGUUUGGCCUUUGCCAGAGUAUAAAAGCUUGGGUUGAGCGUUGAAGGGACCAGCACGAGCCAGCCUCCCUCACACGGCACUGCAAGCUGUACUAACGCAGACUCUCCUGAAGCCCCUCACCAUGUCUCAGACCGCCAAGUCCGCCUCCAGCCAGGGCACCGAUGCCAAGGACAAGGGUGCCCCAGCUCCAGCUGCCUCCAGCAAGGCCACCAAGACCGGCGAGCCCGGCAUGGGAUCCUACAGAAUCAUGAUGUUCGACCAGGAGAACUUCCAGGGCAGGAUGAUCGAGGUCCAGAAUGAGUGUAUGAACGUGUGUGACCGUGGCAUGGAUAGAGUGCGUAGUAUCAUUGUGGAGUGCGGCCCCUUUGUUGCCUUUGAGCAGACUAACUUCCGUGGGGAGAUGUUCAUCCUGGAGAAGGGAGAGUAUCCUCGCUGGGAUACCUGGAGCAACUCCUACCGCAGUGACUGCCUCAUGUCCCUCAGGCCCAUCCGCAUGGACAGCCUGGAGCACAAGAUCUGCCUGUAUGAGCUCUCUGACUUCAAGGGCAACAAGAUGGAGAUCCAGGAGGAUGAUGUGCCCACCCUGUGGGCGCAUGGCUUCUGCGACAGAGUGGGCAGCGUGAGGGUGCCAGGAGGAGCGUGGGUGGGUUACCAGUACCCCGGAUACAGAGGCUACCAGUACCUGUUUGAGUGCGGUGACUACAGACACUACAAUGACUUCUGCGCCUUCCAGCCCCAGAUCCAGUCCAUGCGUCGUAUUAGGGACAUGCAGUUCCACCAGAGGGGAUGCUUCACCUUCACCUCCGCCAGCAAGUGAAUGACACCUGCAGGCCGUCUGGUGCUGCCGUAGCCAUGCAGCCCACUCAGCUUUUUAUUUCUCCAAACUCCCCCCUUUUCUCCCAGUCCUUUCCAAAAUCAUCCACCACCAUCGCUCCAUCUCAGAGGAAAGACAGAAUGAGAGCAAAUACACGGGACAACAUUAACUGACUUUUUAUGGUGCUAAAAAAAUAAACAUGUUGUGAAAAACCUGAAA
This is a messenger RNA of Siniperca chuatsi (mandarin fish), 1048 nucleotides long. It is a transcript of the gene crybb1, whose product is annotated as crystallin, beta B1. Lineage: Eukaryota; Metazoa; Chordata; Actinopteri; Centrarchiformes; Sinipercidae. The record is from RefSeq and is a predicted model, not a curated record. The transcript is spliced from 6 exons. Bases 137 to 832 code for a protein of 231 amino acids. Gene Ontology annotation, molecular function: structural constituent of eye lens. Gene Ontology annotation, biological process: visual perception; lens development in camera-type eye.